AUGACCCAUGCAUUCCUGGAAGUAUAUAAAGGUCUUGGAAGAGUAGAAGACACUCACACUUCAGAGACAUCCUCCUACACCUUCACUGAAAUCUCACCUCCUGACACCAUGUGUUGCAACUACUACGGAAACUCCUGUGGGGGCUGUGGGUACAGCUCUGGCUGGGGUUCUGGCUGUGGCUGUGGCUAUGGCUGUGGCUAUGGCUCUGGCUAUGGAACAGGCUGUGGCUAUGGCUGUGGAUACGGCUCUGGCUGUGGAUGCGGCUCUGGCUAUGGAACAGUGUGUGGCUAUGGCUGUGGAUACAGCUCUGGCUGUGGCUCUGGCUGUGGCUAUGGCUCUGGCUGUGGCUAUGGCUGUGGCUAUGGGUCUACAUAUGGAUUAGGCUCUCGCUAUGGCUGUGGAUACAGCUCUGGCUGCUGUGGCUACCGACCAUCUUACUACAGAAGAUGCUAUUCCUCUUGCUGCUAAUCAUCACUGCAGAUCAUCCUUGUCUUUGCAAUGACCUCUCCAAGAUUAAGCCCAGUUGAAAUCUCUCCUAUCUUCACAUCUAAGUAAAGAUUGACUAUGGUCCCUUGACUAUCUGAAUACAUAAAAGAGAAGUUGUUUGCAGUGGAUGGAGACUGAGUAGUUUCAUGACAUAAGUGAAGAGAGGAGAUUUUAUUCUGAUUAAUUUUCUAGUGUAAGUAAUUUUCUAAUGUAAAACUCUCACAUCUUUUUCUUCAUUUUUGUGCCAUGACUAUUUGCAGAAACGUAAGAGGGGUAUAUAAUUGGAGCAUACUAAAAUGGAACAAAAAUAGAAUUUUCUUAAUAAAAGGCUUUACU
Messenger RNA from Saimiri boliviensis boliviensis (Bolivian squirrel monkey), 822 nucleotides. NCBI's taxonomy places the organism in Eukaryota, Metazoa, Chordata, Mammalia, Primates, Cebidae. The record is from RefSeq and is a predicted model, not a curated record.